AUGAGCUUCCCACCAUAUUCACAUUCUGAUUUUCAACCACCACACCAAGAAGACCAUGUCGAGUUCGAUCCUGCCCGGACGAACCCUACUUGGGCCCAGGCCUCUUAUGACAACAUCCAAUUCGCGGAGUUUGGUAAUGUUCAGAUUGCUCAAUAUGGUGCCGUGCAGUAUUUCCAUUCGCCCUCGGACGAGGAGGUUACCUACGACACCGGCAAUGUGCCUGAGGUAGAAUCGCCUGUUAGCCCCAGAUCAGCUUCGUACGUCGUCGUCGGCAAGAGCCCGGAUAUCAUCUCCCAUCUUGAGCCCACGCCCCGCCAGCUGCCCAUAUCUGAGGAGCCCAUCGUUGCCAGCACGAGCAGCGAAAAGAAGACUGAUCAGCCGUACUUCCCGGCUGCAGCUGCUGUUGAGAUUGAAAAUGCUCCGGCUGCUGUCGUGGAGAAGAACGCAGUUGAACCCGAGGCUAUGGCCGCCGCUGAGGUUGCUAUCCAGCAACAGGAGAAGCCCAGCGAGCCUGAGCCCCAGCCUACCGCUGCUCAGGAGAAGGCGGUCGAGGAGACCAAGCUUGAAGUGAAGGCCGCCCCUGAGGAGUCCGCUAGCAAAUCCGAGGAAACCGCAACCACUGCUACCGAAAAGGCUGAGGAUACUCUCGCUCCUGUUGCUCCGGCCCCUGUUGCUGCCGACGAGAGGACUGUUGUGGAACCCAAGACCGAGGAGAAGGCAGUUGUCGAGGAGAAAUCUGCCACCACCACUACCCAGGAGGAGAAACCCAGCAGCGAACCGGCCCCUGCUGCUGAUGAGACUCCCGCUCCUGCUCAUGUUGUUGCGGAAGAGAAGGCCGCUGAGGAGCCUGAGGCUGAGGAGAAGCCCGUUGAGGCUAAGCCUGAGGAGAGCAUCCCCGCUGCCCUUGUUGAGAAUAUGAAGGCGGAGGAGACCCCCGCCCCGGCUCCGGUUCCGGCUGUUGAGGAGCCCAAGAAAGCUGAGGCUGAGGCUGAGAAGUCGGCCGAGAAGGAAGCCCCGGCUGCUGUCGAGGAGGAGAAACCUGUCGAAACUACCCCGGCUGCUGCUGUUGAGGAAAAGGCCGUUGAGGAACCGAAGCCCGCCGAGCCCGCUGCCGCUCCUAUUGCUGCUGAGGUGAAGGAGGAAGAGGAGAAGCCGAGCGAACCUGCGGCGACUGUUAAGGAUGAGACCCCUGCUCCUGAACCUCCUGUUGAGGAGAAGAAGGCGGCUAAGGAGGCGCCUAGGCAGGAGGAGGCCGUCCCCGCCCCCGUCGAGGCCCCCGCUCCGGCUCCUGUCGUUGAGGAGCCCAAGGCUGAAGAGCAGAAGCCGGCUGAGGAGCCUAUGGCCGUCGAGGAGACCCCUGAGGCUGAGGCUGAGCCUGAGCCUGUUGCUGAGGCCAAGGCGGAGGAGCCUGCCCCGGCUGCUGUUGAAGAGGCUAAGCUUCAGGUUGAGCAGAAGGAGGAGGAACAGAAGCCCAGCGAACCCGUUCCCGUGGAGGCUGUGCCUGCCGCUGAAGAGAUGGUUGUUGAGGAAGCUCCCAAGGUUAAAGAGGCCCCUGCUUCCGCACCUGUUGAGCAGGCCGAAACCAAGACCGAUGACGCCCCCGCGCCUGCCGCUGAGCCCGAGUCCGAACCCAUCAAGGAGGAGGCCGCUCCUGCUCCUGCCCCUGUCGAGGAGACCCCCGCCCCUGCGUCGGCCCCAGCCGCUGAAGAAAUCAAGCCAGCUGAAGAAGUCAAGCCAGUCAAGGAACCAGUUAAGACCGAGGAGCCUGCCCCGGCCCCCGCCCCCGCCCCCGAGACCAAAGAAGAGCCUGCUCCUGCUCCUGAGCCAAAGGAGACGCUGGCACCUGAGGCCAAGCCUGAGCCGACCACCACCGAGACUGGGGCUGCGGCUCCGACUCCAGCCCCUAUUGAGGAGGUGAAGGCUGAGGAAAAACUUGCUGAGCAGGCUGCCUCUGCUCCGGCCGUGGAAGAGUCUAAGCCUGCUGAGGAGGUUGAGGCUGUCGAGCAGGCCAAGCCGGCUGAGGAGGUCAAGCCCGUUGAAGAAGCCCCCGCCGAGGUCGAGGAGCCCGCUCCGGCCGCUGAGGUGGUUAAGCCUGCUGAGGAACCCGCCAAGACCGAAGAGGCUGCACCCGCCCCUGCUCCCGAGGCCAAGGAAGAGCCUGCGUCUGCUGUUGGAGAGGCCAAGGCCCCUGCUGAGCCUGAGGAACCCGUUGAGGAGCAGAAGCCGGCCGAGGUGGCUGCUCCGACUGUUGAGGAGAGCAAGCCCGAGCCCGAGCCCGAGCCUGUCAAGGAAGAGGCGCCUGCUCCCGCUCCGGUUGAGGAGGUCAAGCCCUCUGAGCCCGAGCCCGAACUUGUCAAGGACGAUGUGGCUGCUCCCGCUCCGGUUGAGGAGGUCAAGCCCGCUGAACCCGAGCCCGAGCCUGCCAAGGAAGAGGCGCCUGCUCCCGCUCCAGCUGAGGAGGUCAAGUCCUCUGAGCCCGAGCCCGAACCUGUCAAGGACGAUGUGCCUGCUCCCGCUCCGGUUGAGGAGGUCAAGCCCUCUGAGCCCGAGCCUGAGCCCGAGCCUGUCAAGGAAGAGGCGCCUGCUCCCGCUCCGGUUGAGGAGGUCAAGCCCGCUGAGCCCGAGCCCGAGCCUGUCAAGGAAGAGGCGCCUGCUCCCGUUCCGGCUAAGGAGGUCAAGCCCGCUGAGUCCGAACCCGAAAAGCCUACCUUGAACCCCACUCCUGCUCCUGAACCGGCUAGGGAGGAGGAGAAGCCGGCUGCUCCCCAGGAAGAGGUCGCUGCGGCCAAUGAGCCCACUCCUGUCGCCGAGGUCAAGGAGGAGGCUCCGGUCCCUGAGGCUAAGGAGGAGGAGGUCAAGCCUGUAGAGGAGCUGAAGGCUGAGCCUAUUGCUCCUGCCGAGCCUGCCCCCAUCACUGAGGCCAACGAAGAGCCUGCGCCGGCUGCUGAGGAUCCUGCUCCUGCUCCCCAUAUCGAGAAGGCCAAGUCCGCCGAGGAACCUGCCUCUGCCCCUACCAAGACCGAGGAGAAGGCUGCCUCGGCCCCGGCCCUGCCUGUCGAUGAGGACAAGCCUGCUGAGGAACCUGCCCCUGCGCCCGAGACUGCCGAGACCAAGGAGGAGCCCGCCCCGGCUGCCGAAACCAAGGAAGAGGCGCCGGUCGCUGAGGUCAAGGAGGUGACUCUUAAUACCGAGGCUACCAAGUCCGCUCCGGUUGCUGAAGAGGCAGAUCCUGACCCGAUCCCUGUUGCCGAGUCGAAGCAGAAAGAGAUCAAUAUUGCUGAGGAGGUGAAGGAGGAGGCCUCCGCCGAGGAGACCAAGGCUGAGGCUCCGGCUGUUGAGGAACCUACCAAGACUGAGACCGAGACCCCUGCUUCUGCGGAGGAGGUUCCCGCUCCUCAAGAAGCUCCCGCGGCCACCACCAACGAGACCCCUGCGGAGGAGCCCGCGCCAAAGGACGAGCCUGCUUCUAAGAUGCCCGUUGAGGAGGUCGAGCCUGUGGAGGAAGCCGUUCCCGCCGCCCCAGCCGCUGAGCAGCCCGCUUCCCCUACUGAGCCCGAAGCCAAGCCUGAGACGGAGGCCCCGGCUGCUCCUGCUUCUGAGGAGCCUGCCAAGCCGGUUGAGGCCGAGGGCACUGAGGUUCAGAAGGUCGAGGAAGCCUCUGUCGAGAAGGCUGCUCUGACUGAGGAACCGGCCGGGGUGAAGAAGGCUGAGGAGGUUCAGACUCAGCCCGCGGAGGAGCUCAAGCAGGAAGAAGCCCCCGCUGUCGUCAAGCCUGCCGAGAAAACCGAGCCUGAAGCCACUGUUGAGGAGGCCAAGAUUGAGAUUGUUCCUGAGGCCCCUGCUGCGGCCGAGCCUGUGAAGACUGAAGAGACUGAGAUGGUUGCUGAGCCCGCCCAGGUGGCUGCCUCUGAAUCCGAUCUCCAGACUGAAGAACCCGCCAAGCUGGUUGAGAGCACCCCUGAGUCCGUUGCUGCCCCCGCUCCUCAGGAAGAGCAGCAGCCCGUUGAAGUCACCAAGAAUGAUCCAGAGCCUGAAGUCAACCCGCAGGAGGAGGCUGCUCCUGCUGCCGAGGCUAAGGUUGUGGAGGCUUCUGCUCGCCCUCCUGCUCCUGAGGUCGAAACCAAGCCGACUGAGGAGCUGAAGGAGGAGAAGUUCGAGGAGAAAGAAGCCGCUGCUCCUGUCCCUGCCACUGAGGAAGCGGCGCCGGUCCCUGUCGAGGCCGAGAAGCCCGAGGAGGUUGCUGUCCCUGUUGAGCAGGCUCCCAGGACUGUUGAGGAGCAGACCCCGGCUCCUGUUGAAGAGUCCAAGGCUGAGGAGGCUAAGCUCAAGACUGUUGGAGAGGCCAAGCUCGAGCCGGUCGAGCAGGUCAAGGUCGAAGCCACUCAGCAGCCCAAAACCGAGGAGAUGGCUGACACUAAGCACGAGCCUGCUGCUCCCCAGCCUGCUGAGGAAACCAAGCCCGAACCUAUCGUCGAGAAGGCCAAUGUCGAGGCUGCCGAGCUACCCAAGGCCGAAGAGAUCACUCAGGCCAAGCCUGAGCCUGCUCCGGAGCCGGUAGUUGAGGUGGCUUCUGAGUCCAAGAUUGAGGUUGUCUCUGAGCCUGCCCCCGACGUCGCUGCGGAGCCCGCUCCCGAGACGAAGGUUGAGGUUGCCCCUGAACCGACUACCGAGCCUGUUGCGGAGACCAAGCCUGAGGUGGUCGAAGAACACAAGGCUGGGGCUAAGGAGGAGGCCAAGCCCGAACCUGUCGAGGAGACUAAGGCUGCCCCUGAGCCUGCUCCCGCUGCAGAGCCCGUCCAGGAGACUAAGGUCGAGGCUGCUCCUGAGCCUGCCACUAAGGAGAUUGAGGAGCCCGCUCCUGAACCGGCUGCUGAGACCAAGGAGGAGCUUGUCCCGGAGACCCAGGUUGGGGCCGCUCCUGAGCCCAAGGCUGAGCCUGCCUCUGAACCCGCUUCCGGACCCUCUGCGGAGACGAAGGCCGAGGCUGAUCCUGAACCGGCCGCGGAACCCGUCGCGGAGGCCAAGACCGAACCUGCUGGAGAACUCAAGAUCGAGGCCGUCGAGCCCGCCCCCGAAGCCGAGAUUGAGGCGCCGGCUCCGGCUGAGCCUGCUGAACAAGUCGAGGAAGAGGCUGCUCCUGCUCCUGUCUCCGAACCGGUUGCUAAACCCGCUCCUGCCUCUGCUGCUGAGCCAGCUGUUGAGCCCAAAACCGAGACUCCAGCUGCGGCUGAGGUUGUCGAGGAGGUGAAGACUGCUCCACAACCUGCUGCUGAGGUUGCCCCUGAGCAGACUGCCGAGCCUGAGCCGGAAGUCAAGGCUGAGCCUGCUGAGGAGCCCAAUCCUGGACUCGUUGCCGAGGAGAUUAAUACUAAUGCUCUUGGGCAACCUAAGGUGGAGGCUGUUGAGGAGUCCAAGCCCGAGGCGCCGGUCGAACAGCAGGUCGAGGUCAAGACUGAGCCGGUCGUUGAGAAGGCUGCCCCGGCUGAAGAACCCAAGCCUGCCGAAGAGCCUGUUGAGCAGCCCAAGUCUGAGCCGGUUGAGGAGACCAAGGUCGAGUCGGCCCCUGAGGAGCCCAAGACUGAAGCUCCUGCUGAGGUCAAGGCUGAGCCAGCUGAGGAAACAAAGCUUGAGGCUCCUGUUGAGAAGCCUGCUGAGCCGGUUGAGGAACCUAGGAUUGAGGCGGCCCCUGAGCAACCUAAGGAUGAGGUCGCUGAAGAGACCAAGCCUGAGCCUGCUUCCGAGGUGACCAAGACCGACGCUCCCGCAGAGCCCAAAGCCGAGCCGGAAGCUCCUGCCGAAACCGCCCAGCCUGCCGAAGAACCCAAGGCCGAGGCUGCCCUUGCUGACGAGACCAAGACUGAGGUGACCGCCGAGGAGCCCAAGACCGAGGCCGUCGAAGAGACCAAGGCAGAGACUACAGCUCCGGUUGAACCCACCGCCGAACCUGAGGUCCAACCCGCUGCUGAGGACAAGCCCGAGCCGGCCGAGGUCAAGGUUGAGGCUGCUGAGGAACCCAAGACUGAAGCGGCUGAGACCAAGGUUGAACCCGCGGCAGAGGAGGCAAAUGUUGAGCCUGCACAAGAGGUUAAGCCUGAGGCCGAAGUCACUGUUGAGCCUGCUGAGCAACCUAAGGCCGAGCCAGUCGAAGAGGCCGAGGUUGAGGCUCCGGUCGAGACCCAGACAGUUGAGGAUCGCAAGGUCGAGGCUGCUCCCGAACCUGCCGCCGCUCCCGACGAAGAGGCCAAGCCUGAACUUGCUGAGGAGGUAAAGGCUGAGCCUGCGACUAAGAAAAAGCCUGCCGAGGAGCCUAAGGUCGAGGCCAUUGAGGAAACCAAGGCUGAGGCGGCUCCCGAGCUUCUUGCCGAUCCUGCUGAGGAAUCCAAGCCAGAGGCUGAAUCCACUUCCCCGGCUGCUCCCGAGCCCGUUACCGAGAUCAAAGUCGAGGUUGAGCCCGCAGAGGAAGCCAAGGUUGAAGCUGUCGAGGUAAUCAAGGGGGAAUCCGCCCCUGUUGAGAGGGCUCAGGAGGCUCAGCCUGCUGAGGAGUCCAAGGCUGCUCUCGAGCCGGCCCCUGUCGAAGAAGCCAAGCCCGAGCCUGCUGAGGAAGUCAAAGUCGAGGCCCCUGCUGAGCCUGCCUCGGAGCCCAAGCCAGAGGUCACCGAGUCUCCCAAGACCGAGCAGUCUGAGGAGCCCAAGGCCAGGACCCAGCAGGAAGAGGUCUCUGUUGCCCAGCCUGCUGCCGAGGAGCCCGCUCCGGUCGAGCCAGUCAAAUCUGAGCCGGUCGAGGAACCCAAAACUGAGGCUCCUGCUCCCGCCGAGCCUGCUGAAGCCAAGACUGAGGCUGAUGUUACCCCUGACGAGUUACCCAAGGCUGAGGAGGCUGCUGAGGCCAAGCCUACGGAGGAGGCCAAGGUCGAGUCUAAGGAGACCAAUGCCGAGCCCACUCUUGAAGCUACUCCCGCUGAGGAGCCUAAGCCUGAAAAGGCCGAGGAUCCCAAGGCUGAAGAGAAGGUUGAGGUCGUUGAGGAGGCCAAGCCAAUGGAGGGUGAAGCCAAGGCUGUCCCCGCUGAGGAGGCCCCCAAAGACGCUCAGCCCGAGCCGGAUGCUGGGGGACCCGUGACGGAACCCGCACCAGCCUCUACUCCCGAACCGGUGAAGGAGGGGGUCGCUUCUGAGCCUGUCGUGGAGGAGGUUAACACGGCUGUCCUUGAGGAGGAGGUGAAGGUCGGGGAAACCCCUGCGCCCGUGGAGGAACUAAAGGUUGAGAAGGAGGAAGAGCCGGCUCCCGCUCCAGUGGAGAAGACGAAGGAAGAAGAGGAGGAGAGCAAGGACAAGAUUGGGCCGAUACCCAGCGAGCAGCAGAAGACAGGCGCCGAGAAGGCGGUUACAGGUGAGAAUUUCCCCGUUUCUGUUUCUGAUGAUACCCCCGGUGUUGUUGGCGGCGAUGGCCGUGAUGGCAGUGGCGAGGAGACAGGACAGAAGGAGGAAGAGGAGGAGAAGGAGAGUGAGAAGAAAGUUGCAGAAUGCAUCUCGGCGAGACCAACGGACAAGACGGACACGGACUUGGACUUACAGCGCCCAUCAGCAUUUGAUUCAUCAUCCCCCGAAACCCCUCAUGAUACCCCUGCCCCUCUGGAGGACACACAGAAAGAUAUCCCGGACAGCACUACCACUAUCACCACCGCUCCCAGUGUUAAUGAUACUUCGGCUGGAGAGGAGAAGAAGGAUGAGGUUGCCGGCGAUAAGACGGAAGAGCAGCCUGCCCAGGAGAGCAGCAGCACCGAGGACAAGGUCCAGCCAGAACCUGAGACAGUCCCUGCCGACGACACUGUCAAAGUCGAAGAGGCUGCUCCGGCGCUUGCUCAAGAGGCUGCCCCUGAGGAGACGACCGAAGAAGUCAAGGCGGCCCCGACUGAGCCGAAAAUUGCUGUUCCCACUGAGCCUGUUACUGAGGAGCCGAAGCCCGUUGAGCAGUCGGCUCCUGCUGAGCACGAGUCCCUCAAGGAGGCUCCCGCUCCCGCCGCUCCUGCCGAGCAGGUCUCGGAGGAGAAGGUUGAGGAGGCCCAGCCGGCUGCGGCUCCCGAGCCCGAACAAGCCGCUGCUCCUGAGCUUGAGCCUGUGGCUGAAAUCAAGAUCGAGGCUCCUGCUGAGGUCGCCUCCGAGACUACGGUCGAGGGGGUCAAGGUCGAGGAAACCCCGGCUCCCUCUCCCGCUCCUGCGGAACCACAGGUCCAGGAGGCUGAAGCUAAGACCGAGCCCGAGGUCACUGCUGCUCUUGAACAACAGCCCGUAACCGAGGUCAAGGCUCCGGCUGAAGUCCCUGCUAAAACCAAGGUUGAGGAGGUCAAGACUGAGGAACCCCAGGUUGAGGUCAAGCCUGAGUCUGAGGCCGCUAUCGCGACUGAGACUAAGGUUGAGGAGGCCCCGGCCCCCGCGGAGGAAUUCAAGGUUGAAGAGGCUAAGGCCGAGCCUGAGGCCGCUCCCGCUCCUGCUCCUGAACCGGCCACUGAGGAAGACAAGACCCCGGCUCUUCCUGCGGAGACUGCUGCUUCCGUUGUAGAGACUCCUGCUCCAGCCGAGAAGGCUGCUCAACCUGAACCUAAGGCUCUUGAGAAGGAGGCUGCGGUCAAGGAAGAGACUCCCGCUCUCGCUCACGAGGCUCUUGUUGCGGAGACAACGACGACAGCCGAGCAAGUAACACCCGCUACUGUUAAGGAUAAGACUCCUGCUGAGGACGCACCCGCUCAAACCGAGGUGCAGGCUUCUGUCCCGGCCCUGCCUCCCGCCGAGGCAUCCGCCCCUGCCGAAGCUCCGGCUACGCCGGAAACCGCUCCUGAGCCCGUGACCGAGACUAAGGUUGAAGCCGCUCCGGCGACCGAGACUGAGGCUGCCCCGGCCAAGGAAGAAGAGGCCCCUGUUCCUGUUGCUGCCCCCGCCCCUGCUGAGGAGGCCAAGGCUGAGCCAACUGCCGAGACUAAGGUUGAGGCUCCUACCGAGACCGAGGUCGAGAAGGCUGCUGCUCCGGAACCGGUCGCUGAGACCAAGGCUGAGAAAGUCUCCUCCCCUGAGGCGAAGGUUGAGGAGGGUCCUGUCCCCGAAACCAAGGCCGACGACAAGGUUUCCGAAUCCGAAGUCAAGGUUGAGGAACAGGGCCCGGCUGCCGCUGAGGCGGAGAUGAAGGUUGAGGAGACUGCUGAAUCUAACACUGAGGUGAAUGUUGCCGAGCCCGAGGCCAAGGUUGAAGAGGUCCCUGUGGCUGGGGCUAAGGCUGAGGAGGUUGCUGAGACCAAGGCUGAGGACAAAGUCACCGAGUCUGAAGUCAAGGUUGAGGAAGCCCCCGAGGCUGAGGUCAAAGCCGAGGAACCUGUUGAGAUUAAGGCUGAGGAGAAGGCAGCCGAACCGGAGGUUAAGGUCGGGGCGGUUCCUGAGCCUGCCGAGGCCAAAGUUGAAGCUGAGGUUGCUCCUGCUCUUGAGGUUAAGGCUGAGAAGACUCUUGAGCCCCAGGUUAAGGUUGAGGAGGCCCCUGUGGUUGCCGAGGUCAAGGCUGAGGAACAGGUUCCUGAACCAGAGGCCAAAGCCGAAGAGGUGCCCGCUGCUGAGGCUAAGGUCGAGGUGCGCGCUGAAACCACGGCUGAGGACCAGGCUGCUGCCGAGCCUGAGGCCAAGGUUGAGCAGGCCCCAGUGACCGAAGCCAACGCUGAGGAGCCUGUUGAGGCUAAGGCUGAGGAGAAGGUUGCCGAGCCCGAGGCUAAGGUCGAGGAAGCCCCUGUGGAGACCAAGGUCGAAGCAACUCCUGAGCCCAUUGAAGCCAAGGCGGAAGAGAAGGCUUCCGAGUCCGAAGCUAAGGUUGAGGAGGCUCCAGUGGCUAAGACGGAGGUCGAGGAAGUGACCGAAGCCAAGGUCGAAGAGACAAUACUUGAAUCCGAGGCUAAGACCGAGGCGGCUCCUGAGCCUGCUGAGGUCAACGCUGCGGAACAGGCUCCUGCUCCCGAAGCCAAGGCUGAAGAAGCUCCUGCGGCCGAAGUCAAGGCUGAGGAGACCCCUGUGUCUGAGGCUAAGGUAGAGGAACCUGUUGAGGCCAAGGCUGAGACUCCUGCGGAAACGAAGACUGAGGAACAGGCUCCUGCUAUCGAAAACAAGAUUGAGGAGGCCCCUACCGUUGAGGCUAAGGCUGAGGAAACCAUAGAGACCAAGGUCGAGGACAAGAUACCCAAGCCUGAGGCUAAGGUUGAGGAAGCUCCUGUGGCCGAAGCCCAAGUUAGGGCUGCUCCCGGUCCCGAGCCGGUCGAGGCCAAACCUGAGGAGGUCCGUGCCGAAGCCGAGGCUGAGGAACAGGCUCCUGUUGCCGAGACUAAGGUUGGGGAAGAGCCCGAUGUCGAGACUAAAGCUGAGGAAGCCCCUGCGGUUGAAGCCCAGGCUGAGGAAGUCGCUGAGACUAAGGCUAAGGAACCUGUUUCCGAGGCCAAGGUCGAAGCUGCUCCUGAAGUCGAGGCGAAGGCUGAAGAGGUGGCCCCAGCUGAGCUCAAGACUGAGGAGCCUUCCCAGGCUAAAGUUGAGGAGCAGACCCCCGCUACCAAGGCUGCGGUUGAGGAAGCUCAGGUUGAGGAAGCUCAGGUCGAGGCUGAAACCAAGGUUAAGGAGGCUCCAGUCGAAGCCAAGACUGAGGAGGUCGCUGAGGCCAAGGCUGAUGGGCAGGCUGCCCCUGCCGCUGAAACCAAGGGUGAGGAGACCCCUACGGUUGAAGCAGAGACCAAGAUCGUCGAAGAGACUCCGGCUGCCGAGACCAAGACUGAGGAAGUCGUCGAGGCUAAGGCUGAGGAGCAGGUCACCCCUGUCCCUGAUGCUCAAGCCGAAGCAGCUCCCGAGGUCGAGGACAAGGCUGUACCUGAGGUCGCUGCCGCUGAAGUGAAGAGUGAGGAGCCCACCGAGACCGAGGCUCCCAAGGCUGAGGCUGAAACCAAGAUUGAGGAAGCUCCGGAAGUCGAAGCAAAGGUCCAGGAGACCCCGGCGGCUGAAGCUAAGGCUGAAGAAUCUGCUGAGACCAAGGUUGAGGAGCAGGCCACACCUGCCCCCGAGGCCAAGGUCAACGUGGCGCCCGCAGUCGAGGCUAAGGUCGAAGAGGCCUCUGCUACUGAAGCAAAGACUGAGGAGGCUCCGAAAGCUGAAGAGGCUCCGGCAGCUGAGACUAAGGUCGAGGAGCCCGCCGAGGCCAAGGCUGAGGAGCAUGUCACCCCUGCGUCUGAAGCUAAGGUUGAGGAGACGCCCGAGGCUGAGGUCGAGGCUGCCGCCCCUGAGGUUGCUCCCGCCCCCCCUGCCGCCGAUGAGGUGAUACCCGAGACGGCUGAGGUCAAGGUUGAGCAGGCGGCGCCCGCUGGUCUUGCUGAGGUCGAAGAAAAGGCUGCUGAGCCUGCCGAGGACAAGCCCGAGGUUGAGACCACUCCCGUUCCCGAGGUCAUGGCUGCUGAGGAACCUGCUGAGACUAAGGUGGAGGACAAGGCUUCUGAGACCGAGCCCAAAGCCAAGGUCGAGGCGGUAACCGAGGCGGUUGAGGCCAAGGAAGCUGGGGUUGUCGAGACCAAGGUCGAGGCUGAGGCUGCGCCAGUCCCUGAGACUAAGGUUGAGGAGGUUGUCCAGGCUGCUGAGAUACAGGUUGAGAAGGCUGCUGUCGAUCCCGAAGCUAAGGCUGAGAAAGAGACACCUGCGCCCGAGACCGCAGUCGAGGAAAAGGCUGCCGAGCCUGUCGAGGCCCCGGCCAAGACGGAAGAGGCACCGGCUCCAGACUCUAAGGUCGAGGAGGUUGCCCACUCUCCAGAGGCCCAGGUUGAGGAGGUCACUGAGCCUGUUGAAGCCAAGGCUGAAACAGAGGAAGCCCCUGCUUCCGAGGCUAAGGGUGAAGAGGUCGCUCAGCCCGUUGAAACCCAGGUUGAAGAACAGGUUCCUGCCCCGGAGACUAAGGUCGAAGAGAAGACUGCCGAGCCUGUCGAGGCCAAGGUCGAGACUGUCGAGGCUCCUGCUUCGGAGGCCAAGGUUGAGGAAAAGGUUGCGGAGUCCGUCGAGGCUGAAGCCAAGACGGAGGAAGCUCCCGCGCCCGAAACCAAGGUCGAGGAACAGGCUGUCGAGACUGUUAUGGUCAAGGCCGAGACGGUCGAGGUUCCUGCCCCCGAGUCCAGGGUCGAACAGGUCACUCAACCCGUCGAGACCAAGGCUGAGGACAAAGCUUCCGAGUCCGAAGCUAAGGUUGAAGCUGUCCCCGAGUCGACUGUGGAGGACAAGGUUGAGGAGGCUCCUGUCCCGCCCGCUGAGACCGAGCCUGGGGAGCCUGUGGAGAUCAAGGUAGAGGCUCCGGCCGAAGCCAAGGUCGAGACGGCGCCUGAACCGAUCGAGCAGGAUAAGCCUGAGGAACCUGUUGAGGCCAAGGUUAAGGAGACGGCACCUGUUGCGCCCGAGACUAAUGUCAAGGAAGUUCCCGAGCCGGUCGUCGAGACCAAGGUUGCCGAGCCCGCCGAGACUAAGGUGGAGGAGCAGACAGCUGAAUCUGAAGCCAAGGUGGAAGCGGCCUCUGAACCUGUCAAAGCCAAGGUUGAGGAGUCCUCUGAGACUGUCAAGGUCAAAGAGGCCACUCCUGAGCCUACCGCCGAGACGAAGGUUGAGGUCACUGAAACCGAGGUAGAGGAGCAGGCCCCUGUCGCUGAAGCCAAGGUCGAGGAGGUCUCUGCGCCGGUCGAGGCUAAGGCUGAGGAGCCUGCCGAGACUAAGGUUGAGGAGCCCGAGGUCAAGGUUGAGGAGACGACGGUGGCACAGCCUACUGAGACUCAGGUCGAGGAGGUCGCUCAGCUGGUUGAGACCAAGGCUGCUGAGGAAGUUCCUGAGACCAAGGUUGAGGUUCAGCCCGAAACCAAGGUUGAAGAGGCCCCUCUGCCAGUCGAGGUCCAGGCCAAUGAGCCCGCCGAGACCAAGGUCGAAGAAACUGUUCAACCCGCUGAGACUAACGCUGUCGAGGAGGCUUCUGAGCCCAAAGCCAAGGUUGAGGAGGUUCCCAAGACAGUCGAGGCUCAGCCUGAGCAGCUUACUGAGGCCAAGGCCGAAGAGGUUGCUGUCCCGUCCACCGAGACCAAGAACGAGGAGCAGGUGACCGAACACAAGGCCAAGCCUGAGGAGCCUGAGGUCAAGAUCCAGGAGGCUCUCGCGCCAGUUGAGGCUGAGGCCAAGGUUGAGCCCGAGGUUAAGCCUGAGGAGGUCGCGGCGCCUGUCGAGGCCAAGGUCAAGGAUGAACCCCAGCCUGCCGAAGCUAAGCCGGAAGAACCCGCUGAGACCAAGGUCGGGCAGCCUGAAGUCAAGACUGAAGAGCCUACAGCACCUGCCAAGGCCAAGGCUGGGGAAACGGUUGCUGAGCCCGAGGCCGAGGUUGAGGAGGCCCCUGUGGUCGCUGAGGCUGAGGAGAAGGCUCCUGAACCCAAGGCCAAGGUCGAGGAACAGGUUGCCCAGCCUUCUGAGCCUGCCGCGACCGAAGAGGCCGCUCCUCAACCGACCGAGACAACCAAGACCGAGGAGCUCAUUGUCGAGGCUAAGGUUGAAGAACCUGCUGAGCAGCCCGAAGUCAAGGCUGAAGAGCCUGUGGCACCUACCGAGGCCAAGGCUGAGGAGCGGACCCCUGCUCUUGAGGCCAAGGUCGAGGAAGAGGUUGCUCAGACUGUUGAGGCUGCUAAGACUGAAGAGCCUGCUCAGCCCGCCGAAGCCAAGACCGAGGAACCUGAGGUCAAAGUUGACGAGGCUCCCGCGCCUGUCGAAGCUAAGGUCGACGAACAGCUCGCUCAGCCUGUUGAGACCAAGACUGAAGAGCCCCAGCUCAAUGUAGAGGUAGCUGAGCAGCCUGUCGAGGCUAAGGCCGAGGAGCAGACCCCUGCUCCAGAGACCAAGGCUGAAGAGUCGAUCGCUCAGCCCACCGAACCCGCAGCCAAGGAAUCUGAGGUUAAGGUCGAAGAGGCUGUUGCUUCUGUCGAGGCCAAGGCCGAAGACCAGGUCAUCUCUCAGCCUGCCGACACCAGGAACGAAGAGCAACCUACUCAGCCUGAAUGCAAGCCUGACGAGCCCGAGGCUAAGGUCGAGCAACCUACCGAAACCAAGGUCGAAGAGGUGGCCCAGCCUACUGAAACCAAGGCCGAGGAGCUCCCCGCUCAGCCUUCUGAAAUCACGACCGAAGAGGCUGCCGACGUCAAGAUCGAGGAGCCCGAAGUUAAGAUUGAGGAGGCCGAGAAGCCUGUUGAAGCCAAGGUUGAGGAACCGGUUGUCGAGGCCAAGGAUAAAGAGUCCGCCCCUCAGCUUGCCGCUACUGAUACCACCGAGACCGAGGAGCCUGCCCAAGAACCCAUCUCCGAGUCUGAACCCAUCCUGGUCGCUGAAUCUCAGCCUGCCGAACCUCUUGCCGUUGCCGAAACAGCUGAGCCUGCCCCGGCCGCCAAGGAGGAGCCUGCCGUCCCUGAAGUAGCCAUCCCCGCCGCUGUCGAAGAAUCCUCCCCUGUUCUCGCCACGACCGAUGCUUCCGCUCCCGCUCUCGUCACCACUACCGAAGAAGUCCAAGCCCCUGUCGCCGCCGUUGACGUUGAGAAGAAGCAAGAGCAAGAAAAGCCUUCUGAGCCUGUCUCCACCACUACUGUCGAGCAGCCUGCGGCUGAAGCCCCUGCGGAGCCGGCCAAGGUUGAGGAGCCUGUCAAGGCCGACGAGCCCGCUCCCGUCACGGAAAGGGCCGUUGCCCCUGCUGCUCUGGAGCCUGAGCCGGUUGCCAAGGCCGAGGAAAAAAUCGAGCCUGCUGUCGCUGCUCCCGCCGAGGAGCCUGUCAAGACGGAGGAGCCAGCCAGGGUUGAGGAGCCUGUGACCGAGAAGACUCCCAAACCUACUACUGAGGAGCCUGCCGCCGAAGAGAAAACCCUGGAGCCUGUCCGAGCCGAUGAGCCUGCCCCCGCCAAGGAGGAAGAACCCGUUGUAGCUCAGGAGCCGGCCACUAAGGCUGACGAGCCUGCUGCGGUUGAGACCUCCAAGCCUGCCAAGACCGAACAGGCGGCUGAGGAAGCUCCUGCCGCCCCCGAGCCUGAGGCCGUCAAGGUCGAAGAGGCUGCUCCGGCCUCUGUGGCUGUUGAUGAGCCUGCUAAGACUGAGGAGCCCGUCAAGGUCGAGGAGCCUGCUCCAGCGGAAGCCCCUGCCCCUGAACCCGAACCCGAAGUCAAGACCGACGAGCUUAUCGCUGUUGAGAAGGCCGUUGAGGUUCAGGAGUUGGCCCCUGCUCCAGCUGAGCCCGCUGCCGUUGAGGAGCCUGCCACCAUUGAGGCCCCUGAGCCAGCUAAGCCAGACGAGUCUGCUCCUGCUAAGACCGUUGAGGCUCCGGAGCCCGCUCCUAAGGUCGAGGAGAAGGUCAAGGCUGAGCCAGCCGCCACCGAGGACCCUGUCAAGACUGAGGAGCCCGCCAAGGUCGAAGAGCCCGCUGUAGUCGAGGCCCCUGAGCCGGCUAAAGUUGAGGAGCCCGCUGCUGCUGCGGAGGGUGCUGAGCCCACAGUCAAGGCUGACGAGUCUGCCCCUGUCAAAGAAGAGGCCGUCGCUGCUCGGGAGCCGGCUCCAGAGGCAAAGGACACCGUCUCAGCUGAAGCCGUUGCUCAGGAGCCUGAAGUUGAGACGGAACCGGAGGUUGCCAAGGCUGAGGAAGUUAGCCCCAAACCCGUCAAGAUCGACGAACCUGCUCCUGCUCCCGCACCCGCUGUAGAGGAGACCCCUGUCCCUGAGCCGGAAGCCGUCAAGACUGAUGAGCCUGCCGUUGUCGAGAAGGCCGUCGUCGAGGUUCAGGAGCCGGUCGCUGAAGCGGCUGUUGAGGGGUCUGCCCCUGUGUGUGAGGAGCCUGCUGCCCCCGCCCCUGCCGCUGAAGAACCCGCCCAACCUGUUCCUGUUGAGCCCGCCAAGGUUGAAGAGCCUGCUGCUGUCACCGAGGUGUCCGCCAAGGUCGAGGAGCCCGUAAAGGCUGAGGAGUCCGCUCCUGUCGAAGCGCCAACCGUCAUUGAGGAGCACGUCAAAUCCGAACCUGUGGCUACCGCGGAACCCGCCAGCGAGACCUCGGCCCCGGCACCUGAGGCGCCCGUCACCUCUGAGGUAGCCAAGACUGACGACGAGCCCGCCCCUGCACCCGCUCCAGCUGCUGAGCCCGAGACAAUCGAGAAGAAGGUUGAGGCCUCUGCUCCCGCCCCUGAACCCGAGCAGGCCGCUGCUGAGGCUGCUGUCACUCAAGAACCUGCUGUAGCCGAAGCACCUGCCGUCGAGAGCGAGAAUGCCGUCGUCGAGGAGUCGGCCAAGGCUGAGGGACCCGCCGAAGCCCAGGCCGCUCCUGGGGUCAGCGAAGAAGAGGUACCUCCCCCAUUCGAGGAGUCGCCUGAACACUCUAUCGCUGACCUGCGCGAGGUGAAGGCCGCCGAACCGGUUGUCGUCGCCGAGCAGCCCGCCGUGACGGAGGAGCCUGCCAUCAAGAUUGAGGAGCCCGCACAGCUGGAGGUUGCAGUCGCCGAGACCACUGCCCCCGAGCCUGUGGAGCCCCCUAACGCUGAACCUGCCGUCCAGGCUGCUCCCGAGCCGGCUAUGAAGACCCCUGAUCCUGUCGAAGAGAUUGAACAACCUGCAGCCGUCGAGCAGCCUGUGGCCACUGAGUCCGUCAAGGCUGAGGAGCCUGUCACUGAGACCAUAACUGAAUCGGUGAAGGUUGCCACGCCCGAGCCCGAACCUAUCGUCACCGAGACUGCCCCCGCGCCGACCAAGCCUGAGGAGCCCGCGGUCGUCGAAAAGGAAGUCGUCGCGGAAGAGCCUGUUAAGACUGAGGCUUCUGCCCAGACCGAGACAGUUGUCGAGAAGGUCGAAGUUGGGGAAGCCCUGAAGGCCGAGCCCACUCCUUCCGAGACACUUAUGCCGGUUGAAAAGACCGACGAGCCUAUCGUCGAGAAGGCUGUCGUCGCUGAGUCUGCGCCUGUCAAGGAAGAGACCGUCGAAACCGCUCUUGCUCCUGCUUCCGAGCCAGUCGCUGAAGCCGUCACCAUUGAGACAACCACGGAGACGACCAAGCUCGAGGAGCUUGCUGCUGCAGUGACGAAGCCUGAGCCUCAGCCCGAGACCGCCAAACCAGUCGAGCCUGAGACCAAGCCGGCGGAGCCCGAGUCCCCUAAGGAGGAGGAAGGCUUCGUUCUUGUCGAUGCUGCUUCUGUGCCGCGGGAAGUCCCGGCGCCCGCUCCUGAACCUGCCAAGCUCGAGGAGCCGGUGACAGCUGAGGUUGAAGAGUCGACUGUGCUCGUCCAGGCUGAGCCCGAAUCCGAGAAGCCGGCUGCCACUGUUGAAGAGAAGCCGAAUGCCAAGGCUGCUGUCGAAGAAUCCACUGUCAUCGUCCAGCCCGAGCCCGAGCCUGAGAAGACACCUGCCUCGGUGGAGAAGGCCGAAGAGCCCGAGGCCCCUGCUGCUGCUCAGGCUGCCGUUGAGAACUCGGGUGUCCUCGUCGAGCGGGCCGUGGGUGAGUCCCAGGAGCUUCCUGGCGAGCCAGCGCCUAAGUCGCCUGAGCCCGCCGCUGCCGAACUAAAGGAGCACGAACACGCCAAGGAUGUUGCUUCCUCGCCCGAGACCGUCGCCGCCGCUGACGACUCGCUCAUUGUCGUCGACGAGGCCAUGACCCCUGAGAGCUGCUCGCAGCUACCUGAUGAGCCGGUCAUCGUCGAUGCCACUUCGCCGCUCACCCCGCCCAGCGAAGAGGGUGAGUCGUCGCAGGCUCCGGCUCUCAAGCAGGUCCCUGUUGUUGCCGCUAUCACUGAACAACAAGAGGAACCUGCCCCCGCUCCGGUCGUGACUGAAAGCAAGGAUGAGCCUGGUGAGCGCAGCAUCCCUGCUGUUUUGGCUACUGGUGGUCUGGUUGGUGCCGCUGCUGCUGUCCCUGUUCUGCCAGAGGUUGCCCAGUUCGGUGCCUUCCAUGCUGUCACGGAGGCCCCGCCUGUCAUGCCGGCUGUCAAGCUCGAGCCGGAGGUUGCUGUCGCCAAGGAGGUCGUCGUCGAGGCUGAACCUGCCCCUACGCCUACCCCUGAAAACAAGGCCGAAGUUGCCCCCACUCCUGUCGCCGAAAAGAAUCCUGUCGAGCCAGCCGUUUCUGAAAGCCCCGACCCGCGCUCUACAACCCUGACCAUUGCAACCGAGACAAGCGCGGCCGAGACCACGGUUACGACAUCGACCGAGCCGCAGCCAAGAGACACCUCGCUCACCCUUCCGACUAUUGGUGAGGAAGAGACCAAGACCGUCGACGCCACUGCCGCGACCGACGAUUCGACAAAGGAUGCCGUCUUGGCUGCUGGCGCCGCAGCUGUUGCCGUUGCUGCUGGCGUUGGUGCCGUGGGUAUUGCCACCGCGGUCGUGGAUGAGCCUGAGCCCGCGCGGCCCAGUGUAGUGGAGAAACUGGAAGCCCUCGCCGAGCAAUUCAACCUGCCGGCGUCGAAGGAGGAGCAGGAGGAAGCCGAUCCGACUGUCACCAAGUCGGUAGAGGUUCCUGAAGUGGUUGUGGAGAGAGAAGUUCCUUCGACUUCUCUUGAAGAGUCGUUUCACGUUGUGGAGAAGACGGAUGCGCGGCCUGCUGAACCCGCCUUCGUCGUCGAUGCCGCUCCCGUUGCUGAGAGCAGCGAAGAAGAGUCGUCCAAGAGUGUAUCUACGGCUGCUGCUGUGGCUGCUGGCGUUGCUGGCGUUGCUGCGGUGGCGGCCGGCGCUGCCGCUAUUGCAGCGAGCAGCAAGGAGAGCGAUGAUGACGCCGACAAAGACAACAACAACGACAAACGCAAGGAAGCGGCUACCGCUGCUACUUCUCGGUCUGUUCUGCAGGCGCAGCAGCCUGAGCCGUCGCGGUCUGCCGCCGAGUCCCUCAAGGCGCCGACCCCAGCAGCACCGGCCACGGGUCACGUAACGAUCCUGGAGCCGGAAGCCCUCGGCGACUUCCGGGCGGCGACACCGGCGGUGCAGCUCCCCGACCCGGAUGAUCCGGUAGCCCGAGAGCUGGCUCGUAUCCGCGAGCAGAAACGCAGGCGGCGCAGCACGCUCAAACAGGCCGAAGAAAUGGUAGCGGCCGCGGUGGUGAUCUACGCGACAGCUGAGGCUCUCAGCCCGCCGGGGAGCCCGUCGCGUCUGGGGUACGUUCCUACUGCUACCAGUGCCAGUCCGAGGAGUUCCGGAGCCGAUGUCCUUGGUCCGAUCGAGAUGCAUUCUGUUGAGGAUGUGGUGAUGUCCGGGAGCAAGGGGAAGGAGAGAGAGUUGGUGCUCGAGGGGUUGAGCAGUGAAGACGAGGAUGAUGAAAUGAUGCGCAGGGGCCGGACUAGGACCAGGACGCGGGAUCUUGCAGGAGCCGUUGCUGACCUUUAUUCAGACGACAAGAACAGGACGAUAGCGACAUCAACGACAGCCGCUGCCACUGCUGCAGCUGCCGACGAUGCUAAGCCUUCUCACCAGCACCUCAGCAGCUCGAGACGCCAUAGCAGUCGCCACUCUUCGCACUCGCACUCGUCUUCUCGCCAUCGAUCGACCUCUUCGCGCGAACACAGCCUUGAGCAUCAUCUACACUACUACCGUGACCACAGCCAUCACCGCUCCUCCCGCGAUCACUACGCAACUACUUCCGCCGCCACCGUCCCUGGAGCCGAGGAGAACCGUGACAGCAGUGCCGCGCGCAGGUCUCACCGCAGCCGGUCUGAUAGUAUCCGGUCCCGCGAGGACCCCAGCCGGUACUCAUACCGCACUCCCGAGGAGCAGGCCGCGCACGAACGACGCAGAGAGGAGCGUCGGCGCCAGCGCGAGCUGGAGCGAGAGCAACAACUAGUGAGGGAAAGAGAAUCGUCAUCUCGCACACGGGAGUCUCGCGAGCGUCGCGACCGUUCCCGUGAGCACUGCAGCACCGAACGCGAGCGUGGCGAGCACCGUCAACACAGCAGCCACAGCAGCUCGCGACGACUCUCACGCAGCAGCGUGGACCAGUACCCGCAGCACCCGGCCAAGACAACAGGCGACAUCCCCUCCACGGCCGGCAAGAAGUCUUUCUUCGACGUCAAGAACGGCUCCAGCGUGAUCGAGAACAACAUGAGCCGGUCCACGGGUGCUGUCGCUGGUCCUUCCGCUGCCACAACGUCAACCCCGCCGGCCUCCUCGCACGGCAACGCUGCUUCCUCGUCACCACACGUGCAACAUCUCUCCCGCAGCCGGCGGACUUCGCGCUCCGAGGGCGGCGAGCAUCGGUCGAGGAGCCGUCAUGCCGAGGACAGGGACAUGCCCACAACGACAACAACAACAACGGCGGUAGCAUUCGAACAAGCGGCACGAGAGACAUCCCAACACUCCCGUCAACACUCCCAUUCCCACUCUCACCACUCCCGGUCCUCCUCCACCAAGAUCAAGGAGCCGGUCAAGGAAUCUGUAACGUCGGUGAGCAGCGGCAGUAGUGUAGGACAACACUCGGGCGAAGAGGGUCGCCAACAGACUGGCGAGGCGUCGAGCAGUGCGCCGGGCGGUGAGCAGCAGACGCAUCGGGCCAAGAGGCAGGAAAAGAGGCAGAAGGAGAAGGAAGAGGGGAAGAAGAGCGGUGGUCUGAGGGCCGCGAUUAAGAAGUUCUUUACGGGUUAA
Molecule: messenger RNA, 20652 nt
Organism: Thermochaetoides thermophila DSM 1495
Lineage: Eukaryota; Fungi; Ascomycota; Sordariomycetes; Sordariales; Chaetomiaceae
Exons: 7
Coding region: 1-20652 (6883 amino acids)
Source: RefSeq, a predicted model, not a curated record